Heterobasidion irregulare TC 32-1 is the source of this 1071-nucleotide messenger RNA. RefSeq lists its product as uncharacterized. The annotation marks the transcript as partial. The transcript has a single exon. The record is from RefSeq and is a predicted model, not a curated record. Lineage: Eukaryota; Fungi; Basidiomycota; Agaricomycetes; Russulales; Bondarzewiaceae.
AUGCCGACCACUACGGUGCACCCCAAUCGAUAUACCAGCGCUUUGGUGCCGUAUCACAUAGGAAAGCUACCCAUCGAAAUGCUAGAACAGGUAUUCAUCGAAUGCGCCAGGGAUACCAUUUAUCCCAGUAACAUAGAAAUGCUGACUGUAGGCGACUACAACACCGCUCCGGACUGGAUCAACAUCACAUACGUCUGCCGUCUCUGGCGCAGAAUCUCGCUUGUGUGCCCUUAUCUGUGGACGCACAUCACCACCAAUCUCAGCCAUCGAUGGGUCCUCGAGUUUUUGAAGCGCUCGCGGAAACACCCGCUCGUCCUCGAGCUGAGCACCUUCCAUUCCACCUUCCGCGACAUUAAGCUCGUCCUCUACGCCCAUGCGUUUCGAGUCAGGCAGCUCUAUCUCGGAGAUGUGGUGGUCAGUAACCCUGUGAUGUUAUCAGAGCUCGGCAGUGGGUUGACCGUCUCUGCGCCUCUGCUCGAGGACCUCGUUUUGGAGGUCGGCCAAUGUGAAGUACAAGAUGAUCUGUUCUCGGGAUAUGCCCCACGCUUGCAUCGCCUUGGGCUCGGAGAUGCGAUGACGAUCAGCAUCGAUUCUCCCUUGCUGGGCCAUCUUCGCGAGCUCGAAGUACGAGAAACGUACGAUGCAGACGGUCUGCUCAAGCUGCUCCAGAAUACACCGCUCCUCGAGUCUCUGAAAGUCAGCGACCUGGUUCCAGGUCGCCAGUACUCCGGAGUCGAUGUGCAUCUUCCGCAUCUCUCCGCGCUAUGCAUCCGAUUAUAUGACUACCGGAGCUUCCUCAGCUUUUUCGAACGGCUUCGGAUACCUCCGACGGUCCACUUCCAGAUCAUCCUCUGCAUUUUGAGAGUGUCAAGCACCGAGGAGGAGUACUGCGCCGUACUCGAUGUGAUAGCCGACCGCGUUCGCGGCAUCAGCAAGUCUAUAGGCCCUCUAUGCGCGAGCCUAGAAAUCGAGCCGGAGAAGGACUGGUGCAUCGCCUGGUACCCAAUACGCCAAACGCUCGACGAUCCUGCCGUCGACCGGACACCACGCCGAGCGCUACGCGAAUACGAA